This is a messenger RNA of Gastrolobium bilobum, 468 nucleotides long. Its product is annotated as blue copper protein 1a-like. The transcript has 2 exons. The record is from RefSeq and is a predicted model, not a curated record. Gene Ontology annotation, cellular component: plasma membrane. Lineage: Eukaryota; Viridiplantae; Streptophyta; Magnoliopsida; Fabales; Fabaceae. Gene Ontology annotation, molecular function: electron transfer activity. The coding region runs from base 1 to 468 and encodes 155 amino acids.
AUGGCUUUUACUCGCAUUGCCUUACUCCUAGCCAUCUCCAUGAUUUUGUUUUCCUCAGUUGCUAUGGCAACUGAUUACGUUGUGGGAGAUCAGAAUGGCUGGACUAUUGAUUUUAACUACACACAGUGGGCUCGGGACAAAGUUUUCCGUGUUGGGGACAACCUUGUGUUCAAUUAUGACAACGCGAAACACAAUGUGUUCAAAGUGAAUGGUACACAAUUCCAGAAUUGCAGCUUUCCCCCACCAAAUGAUGCACUUACAAGCGGAAAUGACGUUAUUCAACUGAAACUUGAAGGGAAGAAGUGGUACGUUUGUGGCGUUGCAAACCACUGUGCUGUUCAUCAAAUGAAGCUUGUUAUUAAUGUUGUAUCCGAAGGUCCUGCACCUGCUCCUUCUUCUGCUGUUGUUUCUUCUUUAUCUGGGGUCCUCAUGGCAGCCAUUGUUGCCGUUUCAGCCAUCUUUGCCUGA